GGAAGUUGGAACUCCAGAUGUGAAGUUUUACACACUGAGCUUUAGUGAGCCUAUCGGCUUUCACGUGGCUUCUCUUUACUAUUGGGUGCCUAGCUAAAGGUUCUCUCGUAAUGUAAAAACCAAGUGGGCAACAGACAGGCUGCUCACUACUCCACAACUCCUGCUGCGCUUUCGGCAUCCUUCCUUUACCUCAACUUCAACUCUAUUCCCCGCGGAUACGUUUGCACAGAGAUCGAGAAUUUUGAAUUCUUUGAAAUAUCUAUUAGUUGCUCUUUACUGAAGAACUUUGUGGGCAUUGCUGCAGGACUCGUAUCCACCUCCUGACCAAAAAAAAGUACAUUACCGUUCCAGGUGACCCUGCAAAUAUUGGACAUCUUGCGUAAACCAGGACUUUCAAUUUUACAUUUCUUUCUAUUUUACAUUAAUUCUGCCAUGCAGUUGAUGUGAACAUCGUUAAGGCAAAGGUGCUUUCUGCUUCAAUCCACAAUGAAGGACGACUUUACUGAUGAAGAGGAAGUGCAGUCCUUUGGCUACAAACGCUUUGGUAUCCAGGAGGGAAACGAAUGUACUAAAUGCAAAAACGACUGGGCCCUGAGGGCAGCCAUUGCUCUCCUGUAUGUCCUGUGUGCACUGCUCACUAUAGCUGUGGCUGUAUUAGGAUACAAAGUGGUCCAAAGGAUGGAUGAUGUGACUGAGGGGAUGGAGACAUACGAAGGCAAAAUAUCUGCUGUAGAGACAGACUUGAAAAAGCUCGAUGAUCAAACAGGAGAGAAUUCAGAGAAUGCCACAAGUGAAAUCCUAUCAUUCAAGGCAGAAAUUCAGACAUUGCAGAGCCAACUUAAUGAUGUUGCCCUUAGAGCAUCUAACAACAAGGCAGCUUUAGAUGAGCUACGGGUUUUAGGUGAGGAUAUGCAAAGUGGCCAUGUAUCACUGAGAGACCUUCUAGAGAGCAAUACCAACACCAUCCUCACUGUCAACCGUACACUAACCACAUACAACAGCCUGAUUGGUAGACUGAAGUCAGAUACGGAACGGCUCCAAUCAGAUCUUCACGUACAGACAGGGGAGCAGAGUCGAUCCACCCACAGCCUUAAUGUUCUUAACUUCACCCAGAACCAACAAAGAACUCUGAUCAGCUCCCUCCAGAGUUCAGUGGAGGAUACCAGUCAGGCAGUUCAGAAGCUCAAGAAUGACUACCAGAAUCUACAGCAGGUGGCCAGGCAGACAAAGGCAGAUUCUGAUUGGCUCAGAGAAAAAGUGCAGAACCUCCAGCUGCUGACUACUAACAACUCAGCACUGGUCCGUUCCAACAGUGAUGCACUUGAAGAAAUAGCAUCGCAGCUCAGUUCACUGUCUGAGCAGUAUCAAAAUGCCUCAGCUAUUACAGAGAAUCAUGACCAGAAUCUGCGUGAGCUCAUGGAUCAUCAGCGUGAUCAUGACAAUGCCACCACCAACAGGUUUGAUGCUUUGGAGACACGCCUGGAUCGCAACGAGGAGGACAUGGACCGCGUCACAGGGAACAUGACCGUUGCUACACAGCUACUAGGAUCCAUCAACACUGACUUGAAUGGUCUUCGGACCUGUUCCGAGACAGUGAUGAGGCACUCAGACCUGCUGCUGGCCCUAAACAGCAGCAUUGUGGAAGCCAGGGCAGAUGGCACUGAGCUCAAAACCCAGCAAGAAGAGCUUGCUGCCAGGCUCGACAAAGAAGUGAGCAGCCUCUCCAUAGUCAUGGAAGAAAUGAAACUGGUGGACAGCAAGCACUCCCAGCUCAUAACCAACUUCACCAUCCUUCAAGGUCCUCCUGGUCCUAGAGGCCCUCGGGGGGAUAGAGGACCCCAGGGGCCUGCAGGAAAACAAGGUGAGAAAGGUGACAGUGGAGAAAGGGGUGCUCCAGGUGUGCCAGGGCCUAAAGGAGACAAAGGCCAACCUGGAAUCCCAGGGGUCCCUGGUUUCAAAGGGCCACCUGGAGCAAGGGGAAGCCCUGGGUCAAAGGGGUCAAGAGGAUCAGGGGGUCGUGCUGGGCCACCAGGUGAGAGGGGUGAUCCUGGUUUACCUGGUCUUGCUGGUAGAGAUGGUCAACCAGGUCCUCAGGGACCUCAAGGGCCACCAGGGCCACAAGGGCCAGCAGGACCUACAGGACCACCAGGAGCUCGUGGCCCUGUUGGCCCUAUUGGUCUACAGGGACCACCUGGCCCAACUGGACCUCCUCCUCAAGGGGCUAAACCUUGGCGACCAAUAGGACCACAAGGCCCAAUGUCCCAUCAAGCUUAUGAACCUUCUCCGACCAGUACACCAGGAUGUCCACCUCAUUGGAUGGCCUACAAAGCCAACUGCUACUACAUUUCAGCUCCAUCUGAGAAAUUGAAUUUCAACGAAACGAAAGAAGAAUGCAAAAAUAAGACUUCUACUAUGCUCACUAUCCAUAAUGUGGAGGAACAGGUUUGGAUUCGGCAGCAAAUUGCAGGAAAGGGUUACUUUUGGCUGGGACUUACAGACACUGCAGAGGAAAACAUUUGGAGAUGGGUUGAUGGGACAAUCCCCUCCUUUACGAAUUGGAAACCAGGGCAACCAGAUAACUGGAGCCAUGGCCACGAAGAAGGAGAAGAUUGUGCAGGACUCAUCCAUGAUGCCAAGAGAAAAGAAGAGGGCCGAGAUCAGACCUGCCUUGCUGUUGUUCCUGUUUAUAUUCCGGCGAUGCCUCUUUUCACGUCCAAUCCUUUUGAUCAAGAUGUUGAGAAAGCAACCAGUGAGAUGAACACUGCUGAGGACUGGGGCCUCAUACUGGACAUAUGCGAUAAGAUAGGACAGUCACGCACCGGACCUAAAGAAUGCCUUCGCUCCAUUAUGAGGCGAGUCAACCACAAGGAUCCUCAUGUAGCCAUGCAGGCUCUGACAUUGUUAGGGGCUUGUGUGUCAAACUGUGGGAAAAUCUUCCAUUUGGAGGUGUGCUCGCGAGAGUUUGCUAGUGAGGUUAGCAACGUCUUAAACAAGGGCCACCCAAAAGUAUGUGAGAAGCUCAAGGCCCUCAUGGUGGAAUGGGCUGAGGACUUCCGAAAUGAUCCCCAGCUCAGUCUAAUAUCGGCUAUGAUCAAGAACCUGAGAGAGCAGGGUGUCACCUUUCCUGCUGUCGGCUCCCAGGCAGCAGAGCAAGCUAAAGCCAGCCCUGCUUUAGUGGCCAAAGAUCCAGCAACAUCCACCACCAAGAAAGAGGAAGAGGACCUGGCCAAAGCCAUCGAGUUGUCCUUGAAAGAGCAGCGGCAGCAGAACCAGACGUCGUUUUCUGGGCUUUACCCGAGCGCCAGCAGCAUCCUCACCUCCCACAAAGCCGAGGGAAGGAAAGUCCGGGCUAUUUACGAUUUCGAGGCAGCAGAGGACAAUGAGCUGACCUUCAAAUCUGGAGAGAUCAUUACCAUCUUAGAUGACAGUGACCCCAAUUGGUGGAAAGGUGAGACAUAUCAGGGCGUCGGCCUUUUUCCAUCCAACUUUGUCACAGCAGACCUUACAGCAGAGCCAGAGAUGAUGAAAACGGAGAAAAAGACCGUUCAGUUCAGCGAGGACGUUCAGGUAGAAACCAUCGAACCGGAGCCUGAGCCUGUCUACAUAGAUGAGGAGAAAAUGGACCAGUUGCUCCAGAUGAUCCAGAGUGCAGAUCCGACAGAUAACGAGUUAGACGCCUGCGAGCUGCUGCAGCUGGAAGCUGCCUGCAACCAAAUGGGUCCACUCAUUGAUCAAAAACUGGAAGAAAUCGACAGGAAACACUCAGAGCUGUCUGACCUUAAUGUGAAGGUGAUGGAGGCGCUCUCAUUGUAUGCCAAGCUGAUGAAUGAGGACCCCGUGUAUGCCAUGUAUGCCAAACUGCAGAGCCAGCAGUACUACUUGCAGCAGCCUGGCACCUCACAGCAGGUGUACCCAGGGCAGACAGCUCCAGGACAGUAUGCAGUGGCUGCUACAGGGGUGCAGGGUUACAGUGUUCCAGUGGAGCAGAUUCCUGCCAUGAACCAUGUGCCUGCUCCUUUACAAGGACAACCAGCACCCAGUGACGUGCACAUGUACAUAGGCCAGGCGCCUGUGUACAGCACUUCUGCAGGCAGCAUGGCUCCUACUGAAGUGCAGCAGGCAUACCAGAACACCGCCAGUGGACAGGCAGGCCUGAACCAAACUCCCAGUUACAGCUGCAACAAUCCCACAGACCCUCAACAGAGGCCUUACCCUGAAAAAGCCCUCUUAUAGGACCCACGUACACGUCUCUCUUCUCCAGUAUACAUACACACCCUUGUCAUGAACAAAGAGGUUCGAGCUAACACUAAAACAACAUGGCUACAGGGCACGGUACAGACUUAUCCACGCUCCUAGAUCUCUGUCAUUGCACAUGUCCAUAUACACUACUCUGUCUCAUUAAUGCACUCAAAAACACAGAAACAGUCUGACCAAGUAAAAAGACACCCAUUAUUGAUUUACUUCUGACUGCUAACAUUCUGCAGUUUGAACAAAGACAGAGGAGUCAGUCCCUCCCUCCCAUCCCGAGUGUCCAUACAUAAGGGAAAUUAACAUGAUUUGACAACAGCGUGACGUGUUGUGCUUGCCUGGUUUCCUGUUCAAGUCCGUAGCUACCUUGCAUCAUCCAGCUGUUCUUCGUUUGUCAAGGGAAUUCUAGGAAAGUAAAAAAAAAAAAAAAAAAUUAAAGUAUGAAAUAUUUUGGGAGGGAAAAAAAAAAAAGUGUAAUUUCCCCUGUAGAUACUUCGGGAAGCUUCUGUAUAGAUCUCUCUCUCACUCUUGUCAUGAAAUAUAACACUAUUUCACUACCACUCUCACACACUCAUGUCUCGCAAGCUUCAGCUUUCACUCCCUCUCCGUCAUUCUCUCUCUCUCUCUCUCUCUCUCUCUCUCUCUCUCUCAGGAUAGAAAGAUAUAUAUAUCUUUCUAUCCUGGAUGCUAUUUCUCUCAUUCUUAGAUAUCUGUAUCAUAUCUCCAUCUUUCUUUUUUAUUUCUCUACCUCGCUAUCUCCAUCCCACCAUAUUUGUCUCAAUGUCUCUGUCGUUCACUUUCGCUCCACAUCUCUGUCCUUCUCCGUCUGUUAUUAUUUUACUAUCUAUGUCUCUCACAUUCUGACACUUUUAAGUUAUUUGACUAGUUGGUGCAACCUUAAUGCCUACUAGAGACUAAAUACUAGUUCUGGGAAACCUGAGCAUGCACAUGUACAUAAUUUUCCCUUCUGUUAUAGAACUUCUGAGUCACAGGUGUUUGUUGCUAAAGGGUUUAUUAGGAGAGGUUUUCAUUUGUGUGUGUGGAGGUCAGUCGGCACACACAAGAGCACAGCCUUCACGUGUCUUUCAUUUUUAGAAAGUAUUGCAUCCAGUCCACCUCUUCCAUGGGACCGUGUAGCACAGCACCAGCAUGGUCCUUAACAGAGUGGUGUAGUUCAUCCAGAAAUCCCUGCAGUUCUCAGCAGGAUGGCGCAGUCCAUCCUUGUCCUAGGAUCUUGAAGCAUUUCUUUUGAAGCAUUUAACACAGUGUUCAAGCGAUUCUUAAUUGUAGUACGUCUUUAUUUAUUUUGACCGUCGUUUUAAAAUGCACUGUACUUUGAUAUGAGAAGAAGGAUGAUAUUCUGCUUCAAAAAUGUAGAUGUGUAUAUAUGAGAACUUGUGUUACAGCAGCUGCUCCUUCUGUUGAAAGAGCACAGUGAAAGGCAUGUAGUAAUAUUACUCGAUGAUGUUAUGCACUUUUAUGAUUUAAACUCACAGUCUCAAGUUUCAGCUCGCUUUUAAGUUGUAAAACAUUUUUAACCGCAGAAGGAAUAAAGCGGCUAACUGGAAAAUCGAAACCUUCAGGCACUGGGAAUUUCGACACACUAAAAGUUGAGUAUAUUUUGGCACGUUUGAUUCCAACACAGCGAGAAACCGUUGUGUAUGAUGUAUCUACACCACGAGUGUGGUCCACCCUUCGGUCACUACAUUUUGAAUCAUUUUGGGAGAUGCCGGAGGCUAAAAGUGACUUGAUUAGGAUGUGUAAUUUGGAUCAGGGGUCAUUUCGUUUAUACCCUGGUAUCAUCUGCGUAGGGGGAUAUCUAAAUAUUAAAGAGACGCUAAAAAGAUCUUGACCUGGGGACAAUGAGCCAGUUCCAACGUGGUCUCCUGCCUUUAACACACAGCUGUGAUCCCGAUAUAAACUUUAUUUACAGGGAGAAUGACCGUUUUCAUGUUUUAAAGAUUCUUGGUGUAUCAGUUCUGUUAAGUGUACCUAGUUGUUUAUGAUACUAUUUUAAUCAUCCGAAUGAUUAGUAUUCACAAUAAAAUUAGCCCAAAUGUA
Messenger RNA from Tachysurus vachellii, 6309 nucleotides. RefSeq names its product collectin-12-like. NCBI's taxonomy places the organism in Eukaryota, Metazoa, Chordata, Actinopteri, Siluriformes, Bagridae. The transcript is spliced from 23 exons. Gene Ontology annotation, biological process: protein transport to vacuole involved in ubiquitin-dependent protein catabolic process via the multivesicular body sorting pathway. Gene Ontology annotation, cellular component: ESCRT-0 complex. The coding region runs from base 487 to 4233 and encodes 1248 amino acids. Gene Ontology annotation, molecular function: ubiquitin binding; phosphatidylinositol binding. The record is from RefSeq and is a predicted model, not a curated record.